AUGUCUGAGCCGUACACUUUUCAGAGGAUAUCGGUGUAUACACCAUUACUGUAUGGUGCUGUUGUGAUACUGUCAUUGCUUGUGUUUGGUUCGCAAUAUAGAAAAAGACAGGUCCAAGAGCUGAGCCAAUUGAAGUCUAUUUUUGAUGAGAAUGAGGCUAGAGACUUGUACUUCCAGAUAAAAGAAAAACAAGAAGAAGAGAAGAUUCAUGAAAAGGUUAUCAAAGCAGCUUUAUUGAACAGAGGUGCCGAGGCUGUUAGACGUUCUAUCAAGAUGAAGGAACUGGGUCCUCAGAUCGAACUCUUGUACAAGAACGGUGGCAUUGGUGAAGAAUAUUGGAAACGUUUCCAAAAUGAAAUAAAACUAAUUGACCUGGAAUUCAAAGAUACUUUGCAGGAAGCCGAAAGAUUGCAACCUGGUUGGGUUCAGCUAUUCGUCGGUCUGGCAAAGGAAAUAUGUUUCAAUCAGGCGUUAUCAAGACGUUACGAGUCCAUUGCAAAACGCAGGGAAACAUGCAUAGAGCAAUGGGGUCUCAAAAUCGAUGAUGAAGGCAGAUUGAUCGAAUAG
Tetrapisispora phaffii CBS 4417 is the source of this 567-nucleotide messenger RNA. It is a transcript of the gene SEC66, whose product is annotated as Sec63 complex subunit SEC66. Bases 1 to 567 code for a protein of 188 amino acids. Lineage: Eukaryota; Fungi; Ascomycota; Saccharomycetes; Saccharomycetales; Saccharomycetaceae. The transcript has a single exon. Gene Ontology annotation, biological process: post-translational protein targeting to membrane, translocation. Gene Ontology annotation, cellular component: Sec62/Sec63 complex. The record is from RefSeq and is a predicted model, not a curated record.